UUGAUUUGAUAAAAGGGCUUUUUGUUUUUUUUUCCUGCACUUUUUUUGUGCUGCUGAAAUUGUAAGGAUUAUAAUUUUGAGGAAAAUUUGUGGAAAUAUUUUUUAUUUUAAAUUUAUUAAACUACUAAAAGUAAAAAAAAAAAAUCAAAUAAUUAGAAAUAUAAUUUUUAAUGCCUGAAAGAAUGAGCGGUCGUGAGGUAAGAAUUCGGAAAAAUAUGAGGCGAAGCCAUUUAAAGAAUUAAAUUGAAGCUUUUGCGGUUGCUACGAAAACCAAAAACAAAUUUAUUUAUUUCAAAUAAACACGCUUAUUUUACUUAAAUAUUGAUUUAAAAAUCUAUAACAUUUGCGAUUAAUUACAAGAUGCCAGCUCUAUUUGAAUUCGGAAAUAAUUCGAGAUCAAGUCCAUUACGAAAAAGUUCUUCUCAUUCACCUAUAAGGUCUUCAGAGAGGAAAAGACGCGAGAGAUCCAGAACGCGAUCCCGAAGUGUAAGGAAAUAUAAAAAACGUCAAACUCCCAGCAGAUCGAGAUCAAUAUCUCCAAGGCGUCGUAGUUCUCAUUCAAGAAGCCCAUAUAGUUCAAGACGUCGCAAUGAACAACGUCCACGACCAUGUCGGUGUAUUGGUAUUUUUGGUUUAAGUACAUACACCGACGAAAAUAAAAUUCGUGAUAUAUUUGAAAAAUUUGGUCCAAUUGAACGUAUACAAAUGGUUAUUGAUGCUCAAACUGGACGUUCUCGUGGAUUUUGCUUUGUAUAUUUUGACGACGUAGCUGAUGCUAGGGUAGCUAAAGAUAAAUGCUGUGGCUUGGAAGUAGAUGGCCGAAAUAUAAGGGUAGAUUAUUCAAUCACUCAAAGACCGCAUACACCGACUCCUGGUCGAUAUAUGGGAAAAUUAACUAGAAAUUACAAUAGAGAUUAUGCUGAUCGUAGAAAUGGUCGUUCUCCAUCACCAUAUCGUGAUAGCAGGAGACGCCGUUUUGAAAGAAGUCGUAGUCGUAGCUACUAUGAUCGAAGCCGAAGUAGAUCAUAUUCUCCAAGGGACAGAAGAAGAACCGAUCGUCGUUAUCGCUGAAAAAAUUGCGUAUAAAACUGAAGCUUUUAUAAUUUAUGAAAUGAUGUAUAAUCUUAUACGUAUAUUAGAUAUAAAACUUAAUUCUUUAUUAUUUUGAAAAACCCAAAAUAGUAUAAUCAAUUUUAUUGACAACAACUUUUUUUCUUAAAAAAAAAUUUCUAAUUUUUAGUUUACUUAAAUUUUCAUUUUUAAAAAUAAUAACUGAACAACAUUUAGAAUUUGCUUGAAUUAAUGGUUAUAGCAAAAUUAUAAUUUAAUUUCCAACAUAAAUAGUACAUCAAAAUUAAUUUUUGAUCAAGAAAUUGUAUAAAAAAUUAACUAUAUACCUAUAAAUUUAUCAUUAAUUUUUUUUGUUUCAAAAUAUCUUGUGGAAGAUAUCUUUUAUUUUAAAACAAAGUAAUAAUUUGUAAUAAUGAAUAUGCAGCAAAUGAGAGAAAAGGAAGACAAACUAGAAAUAUUUACAUUUGUAACCAUAGUUUUUUUUUCUCUUUAUUUUUUAAUAUUUAGUUAUCAAAUUAUGGAAUUUAGUUUAUAAUUUGUCGUCGUUGUUUCCAUUUAUUUCAAUGAGAUAUUUUAAUUAAACGUACAUAUGUAUAUCGAAUUUCUUAUAUUUUGAUAUGAGUCAAAAUAAAAGCGCAUUGGAGUUGAUAAGAUCUAUCAGAAGAAGAAUGUACGUUAAAACAGCAAUUACAAAAUUACAUUUAAAUCCAAUAAUGUAAUUAGAAUUUUAUGAUAUUUGCAAUAUUCUAUAAGUUUUCAUUUAAAAUUUGAAAUUUUGAUAGUUUUAAUGUUAUAAUAAAAAUUUAAAAACUGAAAUAUAUAUGUAAUUAUUAUUUUAAUGCAAAAAAAAAAAGCAUAAAAAAAUUUUGUUGUAACACAUAUUUUUUUAUUUUUUUUUUUGUGUGGGCGUUCAAUAAAAUCCAUUAAUAAUGCAUACAUAUAUUAGAAAAUGAAGUCAUUUAAAUAUAAAAUGUACAGAAACUAAUUCAUAA
Molecule: messenger RNA, 2063 nt
Organism: Condylostylus longicornis
Lineage: Eukaryota; Metazoa; Arthropoda; Insecta; Diptera; Dolichopodidae
Product: transformer-2 sex-determining protein
Exons: 8
Coding region: 361-1071 (236 amino acids)
Biological process (GO): positive regulation of mRNA splicing, via spliceosome
Cellular component (GO): spliceosomal complex
Molecular function (GO): RNA binding
Source: RefSeq, a predicted model, not a curated record